This is a messenger RNA of Paramecium pentaurelia, 954 nucleotides long. Lineage: Eukaryota; Ciliophora; Oligohymenophorea; Peniculida; Parameciidae. The record is from the annotation of a GenBank genome assembly.
AUGAAAAUCAAAGUAGUUCAUAAUAACGAGAUCCAUCUCUUGAAAUUACAAAACCCAACACUCUAAGGAAUAAGAGAACACAUCUAAAAAAUAUAUCCCAACAUUGAUUCUAACUUCACACUAGCUUACAAUGACUCAGAAAAUGAUUAAAUAAGUUUAAGUUGUUAAGAAGAUCUGUAGGUUCUUGUUGAUGAAGGAAUAUAAACCAUAAAAAUUUUUGUGGUAAUUUCCUAAAUACCAAAACCAGUUCCUUAAGAAAAAAUGGUUCAUAAACAUCAUACAUGUGAUGGAUGUUAAAUUCAUCCAAUCGUUGGAUCAAGAUUCAAAUGUCUUGAAUGUUGUGAUUAUGAUUUAUGUGAAGAAUGUCAACUCAAAAAUCUUCAUAAUCAUCAUAAGUUCUUUAAGAUAAGUACAGAAUAAGAAUUAGAAUAAUUCAGAAAAGAACAUUAGGGUAAAUUUGGAAAUUGGGGAUUUAGACCUCAUGGACAAGGCCCUCAUGGACAUGGACCACAUGGACAUGGACCACAUGGUCAUGGAUUUCAUGGACAUGAAGCUUUUAAACAAUUUCGAGAAUUGUUCUAAGAUCCUGCUUUUAAAGAUGUUAAACAAACUUUUUGUUCUAUAGCUAAAGAUGUCUUUAGUGCUGUUAAGACUGAGAUUGAGAAACAUAAGAGCUCUUAAUAGUAAUAAUAAUAAGAGAAACCUUAAGAAGAAUGUAAUGUAGAUGAAAACUUAAAAACUUAAUAAGAAACUUAAUAAGAAAAAUAAUAAGAAACUUAAUAAGAAAAUACUAAUCAAUAAACUGAUUGUAAAGUAUAAGAAGAAAUUGAAUUGAAAAUAAAGAACUUGAUUUAAAUUUUGUAGUGUGAUGAGAAAGUAGCAAGAGAGUAUGUUGAAUACUUUAAGGAUUUAUCAUUGGAUGGAAUUGUUGAAAUCAUAUUAGAUAAAUAAUGA